AGAAAAAUACGGAGGACAUAGGUUGCUCCUACUGAGUAAAAGUAUUAAUCUCUUAUUUUUUACCCCUUCUAAAAUUCCUUCUGUUUAUGAAGAGCUGAUAGGUGUGGUUUCUCUGGUACCUGCUUUGAAUGCUUUGAUUCCAUCAGGUUGUUACAUAUGCACAUACCUCUCAGGGGAUUUAUUUGGCAGUUAUGUACUGAAGAAGAGACUUGAUUCCUUUUUUAUUGUUUAUACACGCACAGAUAUCAUUCCUGUUGGACUAAUUUUGGGGAGCAAAGGUUAAUAGCCACUAGAAUAAAUUUAUUAGCUAUGGAUGUAUUCAUGAAAGGGCUUUCUAAAGCUAAAGAGGGUGUUGUGGCAGCUGCAGAAAAAACCAAACAGGGAGUGGCAGAAGCAGCAGGAAAGACAAAAGAGGGUGUUCUCUACGUAGGUUCAAAAACAAAGGAAGGUGUUGUACAUGGAGUAACAACAGUUGCUGAAAAGACCAAAGAGCAGGUGUCUAAUGUUGGUGGAGCAGUAGUCACAGGAGUAACUGCAGUUGCACAAAAGACAGUUGAAGGAGCCGGAAAUAUUGCUGCAGCAACAGGACUGGUAAAGAAGGAUCAAAAGAAUGAAAGCGGCUUCGGCCAGGAAGGGACAGUGGAAAAUUCAGAAAAUAUGCCGGUAAAUCCAGAUGAAACAUAUGAAAUGCCGCCUGAGGAGGAGUAUCAAGAUUAUGAUCCUGAAGCAUGAAAAAUCGGCGCAAAUUACAUCCUAUAGAAGAAUCUAUUUCAUAUGAAAAUGUGUUCUAAUGUACCCAUUUGUCAUUUUUUGUAUAUUUUCUCAGUAGUUUAUGAAGUCUUCCAUCCACAAUGAUAAAAACAUCACAGGGUUAAUUAUCAGACCCAAUGACUCCAGCCUACUAUAAUAGGCAGAAUUAGAAGGGGAUUUUUUUUGUGUUGUGGAUGUGACUUCAAUUUUAAAACAAAAUUGAUAUAAAAGAAAGAAGAAAAAAACCCACCUAAGUGUCUACUAAUGUCUUACUUCCUAUUUGUAUGAUUGACUGUUUUUCAGUGGUUUGGUAUUGUUUAUAAUAAUUUUGUAUGUUUCUUAUGUCCUCUACUGUUACAUGUAACAUAUUGUGAUACAAGUUUCUAGCUAUACAGUAUUUCUGACAGUAAGCAUGAUCUAUGCACCAAACAAUUUUACAUUUCUAUCAUGCAUCCUAUUGAUUUUGUGUUUAUAAUGAAAUGUGUUGCUAUUUAAAGGAAUAAAAAAUUGAGUGAAUAAAGAUUAACAUUUAUGUUAAAUGCAA
Molecule: messenger RNA, 1294 nt
Organism: Xenopus tropicalis (tropical clawed frog)
Lineage: Eukaryota; Metazoa; Chordata; Amphibia; Anura; Pipidae
Gene: snca
Product: synuclein alpha
Biological process (GO): regulation of dopamine secretion
Cellular component (GO): extracellular region; nucleus; cytoplasm
Source: RefSeq, marked provisional